This is a messenger RNA of Brettanomyces bruxellensis, 1191 nucleotides long. RefSeq lists its product as uncharacterized. The transcript has a single exon. The record is from RefSeq and is a predicted model, not a curated record. Lineage: Eukaryota; Fungi; Ascomycota; Pichiomycetes; Pichiales; Pichiaceae. The coding region runs from base 1 to 1191 and encodes 396 amino acids. Gene Ontology annotation, biological process: regulation of DNA-templated transcription. Gene Ontology annotation, molecular function: sequence-specific DNA binding; zinc ion binding.
AUGGAUACCACGGCUACCUUUAUCCAUGCACCACAGAGGAGGAGCAAUCUACCUUCUAUAAAAGAUCUAUUCCCUACGCUUGGAAACGCUCCAACUAGUGCGGUGAACUCCGCAUUUCCUUCCGUGAAGAAUUCAGCUUCAUCAAAUAUGGCACUUUCCCCUGGCUCUACCCCAUCGGAUACAUACAAUAAUACAGGAGCUGUCUCUCCAUUUGGCGGGAGAACUUUUGAGUCCGACAACUACACAUUAGCCUCUGAUAACACUAGUGCAACCUACAGUGUGCCCCUCUCAGGCCAAGCACCACAAAUACAAUUACGGCAGCAACGACAGAAAAUACAACAACAACAACAGUCAAUACCUUUGGCACCAGUCUCAAGCAUGAAUUCAGAAUUUCAGCUACAGGAGCUUGCGAGCCUUACCAGUCAGAUAAACUCGAAGAUUGCAGAAUCUCAGGAUAUGAGUCUGGUUUCACGACAGCUACUCAUCGAUGGCUAUGCGAGACUUCAGCAGCUGGGAUACAUAUAUCAGGAGUGGUCUAAGAUGAAGGAGAUGGAGGAUGCCAAAAUGGCGAACAGGGCACAUACAAAGACAUUCCAAUCCAUGGAAGAGCAGGCAGUGAGGGCAUUGACAUCUAUGAAUGAAACACAUAACAGUGCAAGCUCAUCUGUGUCUUCACCUUCGUCAAUUCUCUCGUCUCCGACCAAGGUGCCUUCCCCAAGCAUUCUUUCACCGGUUUCAAACGUUGCUUCAUUAUCAUCUACUUUCAAGAGACGCAAGUCUGUCCCUUCUACCACAUUCCGGAACAGGUCUAAUUAUGGACGAACAAUGCGUUCCAAUUCCUUAUAUUCAGAUGGAAAGAUAAAGAUCUCAUGCAAGAGUCCUCGUUCACCAACAUUCUCACAGCUAUCAUCACCAUAUUCCACAUCAGCCGCAUCGUCACCGGGGUCUCCUAGCAGUGCACCAUUUGUUCCAAGUGAGUGCAUGCACUGCCGAUCCAGAGAUACACCCGAGUGGAGAAGGGGACCAACUGGGGAGCGGACAUUGUGUAAUGCCUGUGGUCUUUUCUACGCCAAACUUUGCCGUAAAUAUGGGGAAAAGAAGGCCAAGGAUGUGAUGGAGGAUCGAAAAACGAGAGGGAUGGAGAUGGAUCGCAGGGUGUCAAUAACAUCUGCUCCGACCAUAAUACCAUAA